Molecule: messenger RNA, 2474 nt
Organism: Durio zibethinus
Lineage: Eukaryota; Viridiplantae; Streptophyta; Magnoliopsida; Malvales; Malvaceae
Product: transcription factor bHLH121-like
Biological process (GO): intracellular iron ion homeostasis
Molecular function (GO): DNA-binding transcription factor activity; protein dimerization activity
Source: RefSeq, a predicted model, not a curated record
GCUUGUGGAGAACACGAGUAAGUGCUGUCGUGGUUUCCUCUUCGUUUUCCAUUUACGACUUUUCUCAAAAAAAAAAAAAAAGAUCUCCGUUCUUUCCGUGUCUGAAACUCAGAAUUCACUCCAGAAAGUAAAAAAAAAAAAUUACUAGUAAUUUUAGGAUCAUCCUCUUCAACCGGAGAAAACCAGUGUCAAACCCUAGCUUGAUUUAUAGCUUUUAACGUGGGUGCAAUAGUGAGGCUAAAAAUCAUCAGUGGAUCGUCAAUCGAAGCUCAACGAUUUCUCUAAAGCUGUGGCAGCAGAUUUGGGCCCUUCAAAUCCUAAACCCAGACAAAGGCAGGAGAUGGAAGUUAAGGAUACAAUAGCUGCAAGGAAAGUUCAGAAGGCGGACCGUGAAAAAUUGAGGAGGGACAGGCUGAAUGAACAGUUUCUUGAGUUGGGAAACACGCUUGACCCAGAUAGGCCUAAGAAUGAUAAAGCAACCAUACUUGUGGACACAAUCCAAAUUCUUAAGGAUUUAACUGCAGAAGUCAACAGGCUAAAGGUUGAGUGUUCAUCACUAACUGAAGAAUCACGUGAGCUGACUCAGGAGAAGAAUGAGCUCAGAGAAGAAAAGGCAUCUCUAAAAGCAGAUAUUGAAAACCUAAAUGUACAGUAUCAGCAAAGGCUUAGGGUCAUGUACCCAUGGUCUGGUAUUGAUCCUGCAGUUGUCAUGGCUCCACCUUAUGCAUAUCCAGUUCCUGUGCCUGUCUCUACUGGCCCUAUUGCAAUGCACCCCUCACUGCAAUAUCCAUUUUUUGGAAAUCAUAAUCCAGUUGCUAUUGCUAAUUCCUGCUCAACCUUCAUGGCAUAUCCAACCGCCACCAAUCCUCCAAUUGAACAGCCAUCAUCUCAACAUGAAUCCUCUUCCCGCACUUCUAGCAAAAGGGAUUGUAGAAGCAAACCAAUGGAUGGCCUAAGAGGAAGUAAUGGAGAUAGAUGUGAUGGUUCUAACGAUGUGGGGACAGAACUGGAACUGAAGAUGCCUGGCUCAUCAACAAACCAGGAUUUGUCUGCUGGAGAAAAGAAAGUCAAGCAAACACAGAAGAAAGAAGGAAGUAUGGUGAAUGGUAGCUCUUCAAGCCAGCACCCUUCAUCUCAAUGUCUUCAGGAUAGCUCCUCGAAGAGUGUGGAUGAUGUUUCAAAGUCCAAGAAAUGAACAAUUUUUCAUAUUGUUACUCUGACUAUUCAGAGUGCGAGUAUCUCAAAGCUAACAUGUUUUGACUGUGACACCCCCUGGUAACAUCUUUGAUUGAUUUCAGCUUAAACAUGUGUUAAGUUCCAAGAACUAAUCUUCUAUAUGGAAGCAAGGGUUGUAUAAAAAAAAAAGUAUGGAAACAAGGGUGUAUUUUCUGCUUGCUGCCAAAUUCUUUUGGCAUUUGGUGGAGGGUCUAGAAGAUUCUAAUCUCUUCCACAUUUCCAUGUGACUUAAAACAGAAACUCUAAUUAUUUCCUCCUAGGUUGACUUGGUAGAUGCUUUUUAGCUUGUGUUAAAUCAUCAGUAAUGCUUGGCCGGUGCGGGAUGAUUCCAUCAUCUAUGUGUAUGUGCUUUGUAAACUUCUUUGUUAAUACCAGUUAACAGUCGUAUCAUUCUAUUGUGUUCGUUUAAAAUCCAUGCAAUGGUCUGUAUGUAAUGUCAUCUCGAAGGAAUUGUUGUCAAUGGAGGAAACUUUGAUGAUAAUGGCUGCAAGAUCCGCGUUUUGUUAAUAUAAUUGAUUGCAAUUUUCGAUUCAUUGGAGAAGAUGUCAGGACUCUGUAUCCCCAGUUAUUUUCGUAAAAGAGAACUUCAUAGCAGAAGAUAUUAGAGUACUUUGAAAUCCAAACAGAUGAGUUUUCUACCAAUUUUAACACGAUACGCCCAUUUAACCACACCAUAGACUAGAACAUUAUCUGUCCAUGUUAUGCACAAAAGCUGAUCCUGAUUUAAUAUGAUGAAUAAUCACGGUAUUCCUUUCCGAUUGAAAGUUGUUUUUCCCCUUCCGCCAAGUUUUCUUUAGAAAGUAAACUGUCGAAGAAUUCAACUAUGGAAGGCCCACUUUUCAUUGUGGAUGAAUGAUCCCAACUCUGCAAGCCCCUGAGCCACUGAUGGACCUUUCAGCUUCCUGAAGGUCAGCCGUUCCUAUCCCAAAACCUCCAACAUGGAACAAGUUGACUGUGGACUUCCCUGUUAGCAGUCAUAAUUUACCAAUCAUUCCUUUUCUUGUUUUUAUUGGUCGAGGUGAUAGCUGAAGCAAGUAGUACCCUUCAAGCAGUAAAGCCUCAUUUGCCAAUCAGGCGGGGCAGCCUUGUAUCAAAUGGACAUCUCACCUAAUAUAGAAGGAAAGGUAAUCAGACUCUGCCCACGUGAAUUCCCGCGUUGGUUGGAUGGUUAAAUUUCGUUAGUUGAAGAGGAGCUGUCGUAGUUAAAAUUUGAUACCAUUUGACAAGAUAAAGAUGCU